AUGGAGGAGGAAGAAGAAGAUGCUGAGCAGAACAGUGUCCAGUCUGAGCAAAUGGACAACAAAAAGACUCUAGUCUCCAAAGACACAAAGGCUGGAUUAUGUAUCACAUACAACUUUCAGAACUCUGAUACUGCUGCACUUAGGUCUGUUCAACAACUAGAAUUUAAAACUAGCCUUCUUGAAGUGGUCGAAGAACUUCGUAUUCGUCGUGCUGCGGAAAGUCGGUAUGAAGAUCAGAUCAGUAAUCUUGUAGUGGAAAAGCAAGAACUAGAGUGGCAAAAGGAGUCGUUGCAGCAUCAAUGCAAUGCGCUAUCCAGUCAGCAUGAGGAGGCUAUGGCUGUCCUAAAAAAGCAGUUUCAGACAAGAGUUAAUGCACUGGAAGAGGAGAAGGGAAAGUUCCAGCUCAUCGCAGAGUCAAAAGAAAGAGAAAUCGACGGAUUUAAGGAAGAAUUGAAAGUACUACAGGUUUCCAAGUACAGCCUAGAAAAGAAACUGAGUGAACUGGAGCAAAAGGUGCAGCUGCAGACUGUAGCUAAGGAUAAUCAGCUCAGUCAACUGAGUGAAGUGGAGAAACGCUUUGCAGCUAUUAGUCGCCAUUGUGCGUUAGUCAAACAGGCUCAUGAGAAACUAGAACAGAAUGUAGAGGAAGCAACAAGGUUGAACAAAAAGCUAAUGACAGUGAAUAAAAAUCAGGAGAAUGAUUUACAUGACCUGAAACAGGAACUGGAGAAAGUAACUGCAGACUUGAUAAGAUCCAAGGUCACUUCUCAGUGCAAACUGGCAGAAGAAAACAUCCAUCUUAAAGCACAGCAACAAGAGCUACAAGAGCUGAAGCAAAAACUGCAGAUGGAGACCGAAUUAAAUAAGAGGAUAUCUAAAGAUGCAAUAGCUGUUCAAGAAGAAAAACAGGAAGUUUUGAAAUUACUUCAACAAACUCAGCAGCUGCUACAGCGUCAGGAACUGGCACUAGACAGAAUUGAAAAAGAGCUCAAAGUUUCUGGAGAGAAGCAUCAGAUUCUGGAAAGGGAUAAUGAGCUACUCCGGGAGAAGGCAAAAGAAAAUGAAGAUAAAUUUCAGAUUCUCGAGAGGGAAAAUGAAAAGUCUACAGCUCAGUGGAAAAAGGAGGAGGCUCGAUUAAAUGAAGAAAAUCACCUAAUUAAAUCUGAAUUAGAAUCAUUUAAAGAGGCUCAUGAAGAAUGGCAAGAGAUCCACAGUAAACUAUCUAUGCAAAAUGUACAACAAGAACAAAAAAUGCCGAUAUUGCAGAAUAACUUAGAACAUUUUGAACAGCAUACAGUACAGGGAACACCAGGACUACACACCAGUAUGAAUGAGGCCUUAAUGGUGACUGACAAUGAAGUUAAGCAAGCAGGAAUGCACAGCGCCAUAGAAGAGGAAAUAAAUGAUGAGUCCAAUAAGCGAAACUACAAAAAUCAAGAGAUCAACAAUCACAUUGAGGAUGGAAUGGUCAAUGUAGAUAAUAUAGUUACAAACAGUAAUGUAUUGCCACCAGACACUGCUAAGCCAACUGCAGAAAUGCCAGAGAAAGCAACUGAUAAUGGGGCCCUGUUUGUGAAUGAAAGACAGUACACCAGUGUAUCAACUGUGAAAGUUAAUGCUGGAGAGCCCAAUGACAUUCAGCAGGAUGAAAUAGGAAACACUUGCUAUGAAGCAGAGUCUGCAAGUGCAAAAUUCAAGUCACAGUGCACUUCUGUCUGUUUGGCAGAAGUCCCAGUGAAAGGAGGAAAGAUGCUCCCAGACAGUGCUGAUGCAUUAGGUGUCUGCAGUGCAGAUGUAGGUCAGCAGACAGACUCCAUCACACAUAAAUUUGAUGGAGGCAAAAGUGAAGCAGUUUAUGAUAUGAAUGAUAAGACUAAAACCACACAGUGUGACAAAGGUGUCUUUAUAAAUGAACCACCUAGGACUGAAGCCAGAGCAACCCCUAGCACCAAUGAGAUUCUAGCAAGGAAAAUCAGUGUAAAUGAAGUACGACAGGAUACCAACCAAACUCAACACCAAUGUUUUUCUGAACUUGUACCCCAACCAGUAAUACAUGAAAAUAAAAAUGAGCAGAAAUCCAUUUUACAACAGCUGCAUGAACAGCACAGCCAAGCACUGAUGGAAGAAAACCGUACUAGCAACAAUAUAGUUGAACUCAAUCAAUUCCAUAAACUCUGCAGUAAAUCAGUUGUCAGUCCCAAAAGAUUACCCACUGACCAGUGUAAUCAUUGUGUUCCAUCAUUUGCAGCCUGUAAAAUUAACAGUAAUGUUGAUGCCGACACUAAAACCCAAUCAGACAUUUUGGUUGAAAUAAGGGAUCUUGUGCCUAUGGACCAUGAGGAAGAUAUUACCGAGGAAAUCAGUAGUAAUGCACAAAGGAAAGUUGUCAGAACUGAUGAUCAGCAGAAAGAACCACAUCUGGAAACUGUCAUUUCUGACAGUGAAACAAUUGAAGAUUUGCAGGUAACUGUGUUCAAUGCUGAUGCUUUGGGAAACCUGAAACAAUUGCAAGGCAACUUGGCACCAAUCAAUGACUCUUUAAGUGUGACAAAUAACAAUUCACUAAACUUCACAACCAAUGCUGACCAUAGUGUGGUUUUAGCCUCAAACUCCCAAAGUACAGAGGAAGCUAAUGGCAGUGCAACUGAUUUUGCAGCUACUGUGGAAAGUCAGCAAGCAGCUGUUAGUAAAAUGGAUUCACAUGCUGAAAUACCAGAGGUGAGAGAUUCUUCCCAGAUAGCAGAAAAUGAAUUCAAAUCCAUCUUUAUAAGUACUUCAGUUAAUCCAGUUGCAACCAUCGCUUUAGAUCACAGGAAUAAAACAUCAACUUCUGAGACAGAGUCUGCAAGCAACAAAGCAACGACAAGCCAAAGUGGCUGGAAAUUUUGCGGACUGCCUAUUUUAGAUUCUGGCAAAGGAAAGGAUAUCCUGAACAAAAGCACAGCAUCACACUCAAUUUCAUUACCGAGGGACAAAUUGGAGGCCCCUAUUAUAAGCAGAAGAUUCCCUUCAGCAUUAAUUUUUCCAAGACAAAUCGGUGAAGUGAGUUUGCGAAACUCUAGUGCAGCAGAUUCUCCCAGUGCUAAAAGGUUGAAUGACACUUUUAAUACCUCCAGUGUUCCUCUUUACCCCAAGAGAAAUUCCAAUGUGAAGUGGAAUGCGACAGCACAGACAUUUUCUGAUUUUUCACAGCCUCCAGAGCAGGAAAAACCAUGUUCAUCCUCCAGCAAAAGUUUCAAGAUUCCUCAUUCACCUGCUUCAAUGAAAAAUCAGGGACAAUUUACAGGAUCUUCCUCCACUUCUUGCUCCCAAUCAUACUUUGAUCCUCAGUCACCAGAGACUAAGCUGCCAGAGGUUUCCAUACCCAACACUAUGCCUGCCACUCAGGAGAUGUUUGAAGAGGAAUGUGAUUCUCAGUAUUCCAUCAUUAAAGGACAGAUUAGUGAAAUUGAGAGGUUUCUCAGUUUGGACCGGCUCAAGCACACACGGAAAAGGAAAGCUGACAAUAGCGGAGUUGAGAGUAUAAUCAAGAUAACGCCAACUUGAUGUGUAUUCUGUUUGUGUACUUUUCACUAUUUAACCUCCACCUAGGAAGCCACUUUUUUUUAAUAGGUGUUCUCUUGUUAGUGAAUAGACAUGUUAUGGUUGAAUAUUUC
Molecule: messenger RNA, 3656 nt
Organism: Carcharodon carcharias (great white shark)
Lineage: Eukaryota; Metazoa; Chordata; Chondrichthyes; Lamniformes; Lamnidae
Product: coiled-coil domain-containing protein 73-like
Exons: 18
Coding region: 1-3546 (1181 amino acids)
Source: RefSeq, a predicted model, not a curated record